Messenger RNA from Coturnix japonica (Japanese quail), 4341 nucleotides. RefSeq names its product enhancer of zeste 1 polycomb repressive complex 2 subunit (gene EZH1). NCBI's taxonomy places the organism in Eukaryota, Metazoa, Chordata, Aves, Galliformes, Phasianidae. The record is from RefSeq and is a predicted model, not a curated record. Gene Ontology annotation, cellular component: ESC/E(Z) complex; nucleus. Gene Ontology annotation, molecular function: protein binding; chromatin binding; histone H3K27 methyltransferase activity. Gene Ontology annotation, biological process: heterochromatin formation.
GUGGUAGUGCCGUGGUAGUGCCGUGCCCUGUGGGGGCUGGCGGCUGCUCGUAGGGGGCAGAUCUAAGUCCCCUGAGGCCCCGUGGGGCCCCGUGGGACCGUGGGCUGUUGUAUGGGGUGCGCCGGGCCCGAUGGACGGGGCAGCGCCCGGGGGUUGGGUGAGGCCUGGGAGCGGGCACCGGGCGGGGCAGCGGCUGAGGCCUGUCCCGGACACUCCGCAGUGUCACCGUCCCGGCAGCCACCGGGGGUCCCCGUGUCCCCUCGUGGCUGGAGGCUGCGGUGAUGGGGGCCCAGGGAACCCCCGUGGGUGGAGUGGAGCGGCCCGCUGGAAAAAUGGAAAUCGCCACUCCUCCAACAUCAAAGUGUAUUAUGUAUUGGAAAAGAAAAGUCAAGUCUGAAUAUAUGCGUCUCCGGCAGCUCAAGAGAUUUCAGGCAAACAUGGGAGCAAAGGCUCUAUUUGUGGCCAACUUUGCAAAGGUUCAUGAAAAGACUCAAAUACUUAAUGAAGACUGGAAGAAGCUUCGAGUUCAACCAGUGCAGUUAAUGAAGCCAGUCAGCGGGCACCCCUUCCUAAAACAGUGUACAGUUGAGAGCAUUUUUCCAGGAUUUCCAAGCCAGACACUGUACAUGAGGACGCUGAACACAGUGGCGCUGGUGCCUAUCAUGUACUCGUGGUCCCCCCUUCAGCAGAACUUCAUGGUGGAGGAUGAAACUGUUCUGUGCAACAUCCCUUACAUGGGAGAUGAGGUGAAGGAAGAGGAUGAAACCUUCAUUGAAGAGCUUAUUAAUAACUAUGAUGGGAAAGUUCAUGGAGAGGAAGAAAUGAUUUCAGGGUCAGUCCUCAUCAGUGAUGCUGUCUUCCUGGAGCUCGUGAAUGCCCUGAAUCAGUACUCAGAUGAGGAAGAGGAAGGACACAAUGAUUCUGAAGUCAAACAGGAGGAUGGGAAAGAGGAGCUGCCAGUCACAAGAAAAAGAAAACGAAUUGCAGCGGAAGGUAACAAGAAGUGUUCCAAGAAACGGUUUCCAAAUGACAUGAUAUUCACUGCCAUUUCUUCUAUGUUUCCUGAAUAUGGCUUCCCAGAUGACAUGAAAGAGAGGUACCGAGAGCUCACAGAGGUGUCGGAUCCGAACGUGCUGCCCCCGCAGUGCACUCCCAAUAUUGACGGGCCAUGUGCAAAGUCAGUGCAGCGGGAGCAGUCCCUGCACUCCUUCCACACGCUCUUCUGCCGGCGCUGCUUCAAAUACGACUGUUUUCUGCAUCCUUUUCAUGCUACUCCCAAUGUGUACAAACGAAAGAACAGAGAGACCAAGAUUGAGCCAGAUCCUUGCGGAGCAGACUGUUUCCUCUGGCUGGAAGGAGCCAAGGAGUUUGCUGCUCUGCACAAUCCCAGGUCCAAGUGCUCAGGCAGGCGCCGCCGGAGGCACCAUGUGGUCAGUGCUUCCUGUUCAAAUGCCCCAGCUUCUGCGGUUGCUGAGACAAGGGAGGGAGACAGCGACAGAGACACGGGCAAUGAGUGGGCUUCUAGUUCCUCGGAGGCAAACUCCCGCUGUCAAACCCCUACCAAGCAGAAGCUGAGCCCGACCUCAUCCCAGCUGUUUGCAGUGGAGGCACAGCAGGAGCCAGUCGAGUGGACAGGAGCUGAGGAGUCUCUCUUCCGUGUCUUCCAUGGGACCUACUUCAACAACUUCUGCUCCAUUGCCAGACUGCUGGGAACAAAGACAUGCAAGCAGGUCUUUCAGUUUGCAGUGAAAGAGUCACUUAUAACAAAACUGCCAACAAAUGAAUUGAUGAAUCCAUCCCAGAAGAAGAAAAGGAAGCACAGGCUGUGGGCUGCCCACUGCAGGAAAAUUCAGCUGAAGAAAGAUAAUUCACCUACCCAGGUGUACAACUACCAGCCCUGUGACCAUCCUGAGCAUCCCUGUGACAGCUCCUGUCCUUGCAUUAUGACCCAAAAUUUCUGUGAGAAGUUCUGCCAGUGCAACCCUGACUGUCAGAAUCGCUUCCCAGGCUGCCGCUGUAAGACCCAGUGCAACACCAAGCAGUGUCCGUGCUACUUGGCCGUGCGGGAAUGCGAUCCAGACCUCUGCCUGACCUGCGGGGCAUCAGAGCACUGGGACUGCAAGGUUGUCUCCUGCAAGAACUGCAGCAUCCAGCGCGGCCUCAAAAAGCAUUUGUUGCUGGCGCCAUCAGAUGUUGCCGGCUGGGGGACAUUCAUCAAAGAAUCUGUGCAGAAGAAUGAAUUCAUCUCUGAAUACUGUGGUGAGCUUAUUUCACAGGAUGAGGCUGACCGUCGAGGAAAGGUCUAUGACAAGUACAUGUCAAGUUUCCUCUUCAACCUCAACAAUGACUUUGUUGUUGAUGCCACUCGCAAAGGAAAUAAAAUCCGCUUUGCCAACCACUCUGUGAACCCCAAUUGCUAUGCCAAAGUUGUGAUGGUGAAUGGAGACCACCGGAUAGGAAUCUUUGCCAAGAGGGCCAUCCAGGCGGGAGAGGAGCUCUUCUUUGAUUACCGGUACAGCCAGGCAGAUGCCCUGAAGUAUGUUGGCAUAGAGAGGGAGACCGAUAUCAUCUAAGCCGUGUGCUGGGCGAUCCCCACACAUUUUGCUGCUGCACCUUGUAAGCAAUGCCAUGUUUGCUUCACGCUGACAUGACUGCUGCUCGUGUUCCCCUUGUUGUGUGUGUCACAAGUGCUACUUUCCACCCAAACACCUGGAGAGAGACUCAGGGCAGGAGCAUGAGUGGCUGCCACCAGGACAGCAGCUCUGCCCAGCCCCAGGAUGGGGCAGGUUCCAGCACCUUGCACUGCUGGUAAUCUGGGCUGGAGGGACCAAGCAGCUGGGGCUUGAAGAAGAGCUGUGUUGCAGGAGGAGGGACAGUCGCCAGUUCUCAGUCUCUUUCCAUUUUCUGUCAACUGCUAGAAGAACAAGAGUGAGUGAAGUGCACUGAGACCUGGAGGGCAUGGCUGAAGGGUGACAGGGCUGGCAUCCACCUCCAGCCCCUGUCUGGGACAAGCUCUGGUCUCUGGUGCUACCUUUUGCUGCCUGUUUUGUUGCAUUGGCUAGGGCAGUGACAGCAUUGGAAGCCAUAGAGAUGUGGCCACACUCCUGCACGUCGCUAGGCUCCACAGCCACUAUCACUGGGGCUCUGUUUUCCCUCUGCCUCAGCUGGGCUGGACAAAAGAGACCACCAGCAUGUGGCUCCUUGGGACAGGAAGAGCAGCACUAUGCAAAAGUCUCUUUGGGCAGGGAAGCCUCUGGGCUGGUUAGAGAUGGUGUUACAGGAGUGCUGCUGCAAGCACAAGAGGAACCCACAGGAAGCAUGCACCCAGGAGCGUGAGGCAGCCUGCAGCAUGCUCUCAUGGCAGGUUGUGAUUUCUUGCCUAUCUGCACAGAAUUGCUUGAGUGUUGCAGUGGUGAGGUGUGAGCAGAGCACAGCACUCGUACCUGCUCUGUGUGUUGACAAAGGGGAAGCUCUGGAUGUUUCUGGCAUUCUGGUGCUGGCCUUGGCUUUGGGGACAAGGGGGGAAAUAUUCCUUGACAAAGUGAGGUUUGGCAUUAGCACCCCAUGCAAAAAGAGAAAGAAAAAAGCACUUUAAAUUGAGCCUUCUCAGUCAGGCAGCUGGGCCCCAUGCACUGCCCAGGGUGCUCUCAGGUUGAGGGACCACGGACCUCCCACACCACUGCUGUCCUUCAGCAGCGCCUUUGCAGGGACAUUUCUUCAGGCCUGGGACUGGGCAGCUUGGAAGAAUGGGUGGCUGCCUGGCUGGAGGGAUGGCUGGAAGGUGGCAGGCUGGCUCUGCCCUGAGCAGGGGGCUGGGCCUGAAGGAUGGGGCUGUCCUGUAGGAGACAUAUGCCACCAGGUGGCCUGGUGCCACAUGCUGGACACUGCUGGACUUGUGUGCCAGCCUGGAGCGGUGCUGCAGGACGGCGUUUGCCCAGGAUUGGACCCAUUGCCCUGCUGCUCUGGGAAGUGCCAGGCUCCACACAGGGCACGGCCCCAUCCCAGUAGCACAUCUCCCAGUGCAGAGAGCACCCUGGGUCUGCGCCAGGAGCUGAGCCCUCCCCAGCACAGGUGUGGUCCUGCCCUGCCUGCUCUCAGUCCUGUCCUGGGGGUUUGGGUCUGUGCAGCACUUGUACCCCAGUCCCACUCCUUCGCCCUCUGCCCCUGUUUCCGUCCCCCAGCUCAUCCCAGCCCCACUGUCCGCUCAGUGUCCUCUGCCACCUUGGCCGUAUCUGCACUAUGCCAGGCUUGUGUCUGUGGUUUGUUGACAGUGAAUUAUAAUGCACUUUAAAACUUAACGUGGCUUCUAGCCUUUGUCAUAAUAAAGCGAUAACAAACAUC